AUGGGGUCCUCCGAUACUUUCCCGACCCUAGAGUCCCUUCAUUUCCCGUCAGCACAGCUGUCAAUUUCCCAGACGCUUUCGUCUCUGCGUCGAUCGGCGCUGUCCGUCGCCAAUCGGCUCCAGUCUAUUGAGACUGAUGCAACAUUUGCGCAAGAGGUCGCUGACCACUAUGGCCUACCGCUGGUUGCUAAUGAGCGCUGCGGAAGCUGGUAUAUCCCGCCUACAACCAAGGCUGGCAGUGCUUAUUUCAAAAGCACCGAUGGCCACACCGUGAUGCCAGACGCAUUAUCAAAAACUGUCCCAAUCUGGAGCGCCGUCCUAAACAGAGCCCUGUUCCCAUCCGCAACUGCAUACCAUCCAGUCAGCCUUCCACCCGAUUACCUCGGCGCAUCGGAAGAAGCACAGAUCGAGAAUCGAAUCGAAGGAUUCGUGCAUUCCCUAAAGAGCCUGAAACUCGAUCUGGACAAUCUGCGCGAGCAACUCGGCAAACCCAUCCAGAUCGCCUGGGCCAACAGGACAUAUUUCCAUCCAUCGGAUCUGCACACGGGUGAUGACUACAAUCUACUCGUAUUAUGCUCCGCCUCGAGGCGCGUGCAUGGCGCUGAAAUGUCUGAGGGCGGAUACAUCCAAGGCGCGGGCGAUGAUAGCGAGGCGUGGGCGUAUGGGCUGACGCCGCCGGUUUUCUGGGCCAAUCAGGCCAUUUUGAAGAGUACACCCGAAGACGAAUUGCCGGGGCUUAUUGACCGGCUGGUGGCUGAGCAUAAGCUGCUAGAUGUGGCUCAGGACGCAACGCUCAUUUCCCCCACCCGCAAUUUGUACAUUGGCUCGGGGGCGGGGGUUGAUGCUGGAGGUCGGUAUUAUCUUGUUAUUGAUUGCAAUGGGAGUGCUUCGGCUGUGGAGGGCAAUGCGAAGCGGCUUAAUUUAGGUUGCGAUUCUGGGAAACUGGGAAGUCGAGAUCUACGGAAAUGCCUGGAUAAGGUGCGUGAGUUUAUCGGCGCUCGUCUUGGGGCGGAUUCGUCGCUGUCGGUGCUGGUUACCUGUGAGAAUGGGAAGGAUCUUUCGGCAGGGACGCUUCUGGCGAUCGUCUGCGGCUUCGAUGCCUCACUGAGCAAGCGUGCGAUCAGCAAGCAGUUCAUUCGACAGCGUCUAGCCUGGCUCGUGUCGUCGAAACAUGACGUGAACCCGUCUCGCGCCACGCUUCAAUCUGUCAAUGCUUUCCUGAUGCAGCCGCCGGAUUAUUGA
This is a messenger RNA of Penicillium expansum, 1242 nucleotides long. Its product is annotated as initiator tRNA phosphoribosyl transferase family protein. Gene Ontology annotation, cellular component: cytoplasm. The record is from RefSeq and is a predicted model, not a curated record. The coding region runs from base 1 to 1242 and encodes 413 amino acids. Gene Ontology annotation, biological process: charged-tRNA amino acid modification. Gene Ontology annotation, molecular function: tRNA adenosine(64)-2'-O-ribosylphosphate transferase activity. The transcript has 4 exons. Lineage: Eukaryota; Fungi; Ascomycota; Eurotiomycetes; Eurotiales; Aspergillaceae.